Molecule: messenger RNA, 1665 nt
Organism: Cucurbitaria berberidis CBS 394.84
Lineage: Eukaryota; Fungi; Ascomycota; Dothideomycetes; Pleosporales; Cucurbitariaceae
Product: glycylpeptide N-tetradecanoyltransferas-like protein
Exons: 3
Coding region: 1-1665 (554 amino acids)
Biological process (GO): N-terminal peptidyl-glycine N-myristoylation
Cellular component (GO): cytoplasm
Molecular function (GO): glycylpeptide N-tetradecanoyltransferase activity
Source: RefSeq, a predicted model, not a curated record
AUGCCCCAAGAAUCCUCCAAAAUCUCCGUCCCCGAUGCGACGGCCGAAGCAGCUGGCGAAGCUGUCGCCGAGUCCAGCAGGCAGCCCGACGCCGAAUCCGCUGACGAGAGCGCCGACGAAGCGGUAGAAGGCGCCGAGGACGCGACGGAGAAGAAGAAGAGCAGGAAGCGCAAGAUAAAAGACGCACUCAGCGGCAAGGGCAAGGAGACUGCUAUCAAGGACACAAACUCGCCUGCAGGAGGAAACCUAAGCAAAGACCAGGUGAGCAUGCUGCUCGACGCAAACCCUGCGUUGAAGAAUGAGCUGCAAGGCAAGGCCAAGAACAAGGCCGAUCUGGAGCAAAUGAUCAAGAAGCUCAACAUCAACGAGUUGUUGACGGGCCUUGCGCCCCAGGGUAGCGCAAAAGACAUGGCCAGCCACGCCUUCUGGAAAACACAGCCCGUGCCGAGCUUUGAUGAGAUGGCGAACAAGGACAAGAUCAAAGAUGCCCCAAUCAAGGAGAUCAAAAUUGAGGACGUGGACAAGAAUCCGAGCCCCAUGUACCCGGGCUUUGAGUGGGUAACGAUGGAUCUUGAGGACGAGAAGCAGUUGGACGAGGUGUAUGAAUUGCUCACGAACCAUUAUGUCGAGGACAAGGACGCCACGUUCAGAUUCAAGUACUCCCCAUCGUUCUUGAACUGGGCACUAAAAGCACCCGGAUGGAAGAAGGAAUGGCACGUCGGCGUCCGAGCUACCGCCUCGGGCAAGCUUGUUGCUUUCAUAUCCGGCAUCCCAAUACAAUUACGAGUCCGCGAAAACGUCCUCAACUGCUCCGAAGUCAAUUUCCUCUGCGUCCACAAGAAGCUCCGAUCAAAACGCCUUGCACCAGUCCUCAUCAAGGAGAUAACGCGCCGCUGCUACGUCGAAGGCACAUUUCAGGCUGUGUACACCGUCGGAUCUCUCCUCCCUACACCCGUCUCAACAGCCCGCUACUUCCACCGCGCGCUAGAGUGGGAAAAACUGUACGAUGUCGGUUUCUCUCCCCUCCCGCACGGAAGUACAAAGCAACGCCAGAUCAUACGGUACAAGCUACCAGAUACCACGUCCACCCCCGGACUUCGCGAGAUUCAGGCCAAAGACGUUGACGUAACCCUCGACCUCCUAAAAAGAUACCUUGAGCGCAUGGACAUGGCGCAGGUCUUCUCGAAAACUGAGUUCGAACACUGGAUCUGCCCUAAGGAGAAGCCAAAGGAGCAAGUGGUGUGGAGUUAUGUCGUGGAAGACCCAGAAACGAAGAAGAUUACUGACUACUUCUCAUUCUACAAUCUUGAGAGUACCGUCAUUGGGCACAAAAAGCAUAGCACUAUCAAGGCUGCGUAUUUGUUUUAUUAUGCGACAGAGGUAGCGUUUGAGAAGAAGGGUGAUGAGAAGGAGUUGAAGACGAGGUUGAAUGCGUUGAUGAAGGAUGCAUUGAUUUUGGCGAAGAAGGCCGACUUCGACGUGUUCAACGCCCUCACACUUCUCGACAACCCGCUUUUCCUCGAAGAGCAACGCUUCGGAGCUGGCGAUGGCUCGCUACAUUACUACUUCUACAACUACCGCGCAGCGCCCAUUCCAGGUGGAAUUGACGCAAGAAACCAAUCAAGUGCGAAGCAUAUGGGUGGAAUUGGCUUGACGAUGCUAUAG